UUUCCGGAGGCUGAAGGUGCGUGCGAGGCCGCUUGGGGCGCUCCCCCAGGCUUCAGGCUCUGUGCGGCUGGUCUAUGCAGAGAGGACAGCCGCAGGGUCACGCGUCGCUGCGCCAUGGUCCACCUUACAACCUUUCUCUGCAAAGCGUACCGUGGGGGCCACCUAACCAUCCGCCUCGCCUUGGGUGGCUGCACCAACCGGCCCUUUUACCGCAUCGUGGCUGCUCACAACAAGUGUCCCAGGGAUGGCCGCUUCGUGGAGCAGUUGGGCUCCUUCGAUCCGCUGCCCAACAGUAACGGAGAAAAACUGGUUGCCCUCAACCUGAACCGGAUCCGGUAUUGGAUUGGCUGUGGGGCUCACCUCUCUAAGCCUAUGGAGAAACUUCUGGGUCUUUCUGGCUUUUACCCCCUGCAUCCAAUGAUGAUUACAAAUGCUGAGAGACUUCGGAGGAAGAGAGCUCAAGAAGCCCUCUUAGCGUCGCAGAAAACAGAAUCGGAGCCUGGAGAAACGGAAGCAAGCUGACGUCAGUGCACACAGUUGUGGCUGCAAGGCCAAGGGGCCUUCACAACUCUUGCGCAGAGCUUUCUGUUGGGUUUGAGGAUCAAUAAAUGGAGGUUUUCAAGUCCCAGUCUUCCAGCAUAACCUGAGCAGAAUCAGACAGAGGUUUGUUGUCUGACAUUAGAGCUGCUAGGCCUCCUGCCUUACCUGUGAGUCAGUGGGUGUGGGGAGGUUUGGUUUUGGGAUAAGGCACUGGUCACAUUGGGCAGUUUUACAAUCUGCUGCCUUUUAGUCCUUUCCUGCGUCAAAGCCCUCAACUAGAACGUGCUUUGCCCAUUCAAACGCUUUCUUUAAGACAGGGUCUUGCUCUGCAACCCUGACUGGUGUGGAGCUUGUUACAUGUGAUACGUAGACCAGACUGGCCCAUAGCGUGCAGCCUCUUGACCCUGUCUCCUGAGUGCUGGGAUUGCAGGUAGAGCUACUAUUGCCUGGCCCCAGUGCUUUCUUUGUCACUUGGGAUCAUCCCAAAACUCAAGAAGUUACCUUGUUUAUUGUUUGUAUUAGUGAAGAUUUAUAUUGUUUUCUUGACAUAUGAUCUCAGGUUUACACAGAUGGACUGUAAAAAUUGCUUUGGGGUUUUAAUAACCUACCUUUUGUUUUGUUUUUGUUUUUUAGAGAUAGGCUUUCUCUCUGUGACAGUUCAGGUUGUCCUGGAACUCAGAGAGAUCUGCCUGCCAAAUAAAUGCUGGGCUUAAAGGCGUGCACCGCUACCUUUUAAGAGAGUAGUUAGAAGGAAGCUAAUACAAAGCCUCUUCGUAUAGCCAGCUCUGUACUGAGAAAGUGCUUGUAUUCAAGUAUUACAACUCUAGUUCAAUUAUAUCCAUGUUCACAGAUGAGAGAGGCUGUCCCUCAACAGUAGGAAACUUUAUAGACUCCAUGUGUCCUACAGAGUCUUCCUACAUAUAUUGUUGCCUAUAUGAGGGGAAAGGUAGUGAUAAGGGGGCUUUUCUGUGGAGAUAGCUCCAGGGGUAAAAGUGCUUAACCAUGUAGUUCUGAGGUCCUGAAUUCAAAUCCGUAGAACUCAUAUAACAGGAAGUGGAAGAGUCUGCAGUAGCAGCAUCCUACAGGAACAUGGAUGGGAGGGAAAGACAAAGGAAUCUUCAGACACAGGCCAGCUGGUGUGCACAGUGGAAAAACAAAGGAGGCCACCCUGUCUCAAGAAAGGUCCAAAGUAAAGUUGACGGCUGUGGUCUUCCUUUGGCUUCCACACAUGUGCUGUGCUGUAGCAGGCACAUACCCACCUAACUCACACACACACAUCAUACACAGAAGACAGUCAGUGAUAGGAGUGUUGUGCUUAGGCAUCCUGAGUUUGGUAUGUAAAUGAGAGGCCUAUGAAAUCAAAUCUAACAUUGUGCUUCACCAGAACAAUAGGAUCUAUAGCUACUAGCAUGAAUUACUUGUUGAAGGAAUACUGGCCUACUUGAGCAUGUAGCUCUGGCAGGCCUUGCCCUUCUCCCCAGUUCCCUCUGUCUUGCUAAAAACCAUUAGAUUAAAUCCCUAAAGUUAGCCACCAGCAUUUGUUCCUUAUUUGACCACUUCAUCCUCCUGAGGCUAACUUGCCCGGCUAUCCAAGUGUUAAAGUCCAGCAAUCAAAAACCCCCUUUGGUUUACCCAACUAACAAGCCCAAUCAGUAUACACCGUGACAUCCUCACGCAGACCUCCCAUUUUCUCAAGGUCAUUUGCUACUGUUUGCUGCCUGAGUCCGAAAGCAGCCACUUUAACUUUUCUUCCCACUUAAUAAAGGAUCUUUCUGGAAAAUAGAUGUUUGGGUGUGGUUUGUGCCUAAUCCUGGGUCUGAGAGGGAGCCUCUGCCACGCAUGGGGGAGUCUCCUUCACAUGAUAAUUUGUUUUUCACAAGCUGGAUAGAUAAUGUAGGUUUCAAAUUUAGAGUAAGGCUAAAGUACUGGAAGGUUCCAAGGUCUGCUCAUGCUCUGACUUAUCUGGGUUCUAGAAACAUCUAUUAGCAAAUGCACUUUCUGAGAUUGAGGCUCUCCAACGUGGCUGCUGGUUUUCCUUCACUUGGCAUGAGGGGUCUUUGAGAAGAGAUAGAGAGGGACUGCCUUUAGUUGUCUUUGAUUUUUAGAUAUGAGGAGUGGGAAAAGCUGAGAAACCACGGAAAUGUUUAAAAUGAGAGGCUGAGUCAGUCUUAUGACCACCAAAAGUGUCAGGUGACUGGAGCAGGCAAGGAGAAUUAAUUCUGUGCUGUCUAAUAUAUAUGGUCCUGUCUGGAAUAUAAAAGGUAUUUUUUGUUUUUUCAAGACAUGGGUUUCUCUGUGUAACAGCUCUGGCUGCCGUGGAACUGGCCCUGUAGACCAGGCUGACCUCAAAUUCACAGUGAUACACCUGUCUCUGCCACCCACGUGCUGGAACUAAAGGUGUGUGCCACCACUGCUUUGUGCGUUGUGUUUGACACAGGCUUUCUCCUGUGUCGAGGAUUGAGGGAUUCAUCCCAGAUGAUGUCAUUUGAGCCUGUAUAGUUCUGUUUCGAGAAUCUUAAAAAAACACAUUACUUUAACCUUUGGGUUGAGCAUGUUAAAUUUCUCAACGCAAAUACAUGACCAUUCGUAUUACAUUUAUGUGAUUUGUAUGUGUGUGGAGGUCAGAAGACAACUUGAUGGGUUCUGUGCUGGGGGUCAUCAGGUACGACUGAGUAUCCUUGCCAGCCCGAGUAACCGCUUUCUAUUGGGAAACUGCUGAAUGUUUUCAUGUGUCAUUGAGUGAGCUUCUGUGUAAGAAUCCGGGAGGC
Messenger RNA from Chionomys nivalis (European snow vole), 3308 nucleotides. It is a transcript of the gene Mrps16, whose product is annotated as mitochondrial ribosomal protein S16. The record is from RefSeq and is a predicted model, not a curated record. The transcript has 3 exons. Gene Ontology annotation, molecular function: structural constituent of ribosome. Lineage: Eukaryota; Metazoa; Chordata; Mammalia; Rodentia; Cricetidae. Gene Ontology annotation, biological process: mitochondrial translation. Gene Ontology annotation, cellular component: mitochondrial small ribosomal subunit; ribosome. Bases 115 to 522 code for a protein of 135 amino acids.